AGCCCUUCAGUCUUUACUCGUUCCCUUUCUCCUCUGCUAUUGUUUCGAUCGGAUCUCGUUGGAUCUCUUUGAUUUUGCUCCGAUGGCGCAUUCCGCGACCCCUCUGUUGACUGAUCAGCUCGAUAUUGUCAUACCCACCAUCCGGAAUCUCGAUUUUCUGGAGAUGUGGAGGCCAUUUUUCCAGCCUUACCAUCUGAUUAUUGUUCAGGAUGGUGAUCCUUCUAAGACCAUCCAUGUUCCUGAAGGGUUUGAUUAUGAGCUUUACAAUCGUAAUGAUAUUAACAGGAUUCUGGGUCCUAAGGCUUCUUGUAUCUCCUUCAAGGACUCUGCUUGCCGUUGCUUCGGUUACAUGGUGUCCAAGAAGAAGUACAUCUUCACCAUCGAUGAUGACUGCUUUGUUGCUAAAGAUCCAUCUGGGAAAGAGAUCAAUGCACUUGCACAACACAUUCAGAACAUCCUCAGCCCAUCCACUCCCUUCUUCUUCAACACAUUGUAUGAUCCAUUCAGAGAAGGUGCUGACUUUGUCCGAGGAUACCCAUUCAGUCUCCGUAAUGGUGUUCCUACAGCUGUAUCUCAUGGUCUCUGGCUCAACAUUCCUGACUACGAUGCCCCUACUCAGCUUGUCAAGCCUCUUGAAAGAAACACUAGGUUUGUAGAUGCAGUGAUAACCAUUCCGAAGGGUACCCUGUUCCCCAUGUGUGGUAUGAAUCUGACAUUCGAUCGUGAGUUGAUCGGUCCUGCCAUGUACUUUGGACUCAUGGGUGAUGGUCAGCCUAUUGGACGUUACGAUGAUAUGUGGGCUGGCUGGUGUAUCAAGGUGAUUUGUGACCAUUUGGGAUUGGGAGUCAAGACUGGUCUCCCUUACAUCUGGCACAGCAAAGCAAGCAACCCAUUUGUGAACCUUAAGAAAGAGUACAAGGGCAUUUUCUGGCAAGAAGAUAUUAUCCCAUUCUUCCAAGCUGCAACACUUCCAAAAGAGUGUACCACUGUUCAACAGUGUUACAUUGAACUGUCAAAGCAGGUGAAAGAGAAGCUUGGAAAGGUAGAUCCUUACUUUGAGAAGCUGGGUGAUGCCAUGGUCACAUGGAUCGAAGCAUGGGAUGAGCUAAACCCACCUAAGAAGGUUGAAAACGGCAGUGCCUAAUAGGAUUUUGUUUAACAGUUACCAUCGGUACUUCUUUGAUAGUUUCGACUUCGUAGUCAGUGUAACUGUUAUACUUUGAUCUUCCAUUUCUUCAGCUUUUGGAUGAAGGUCAGAGUAUAUUUUUUUCUUUCAGUUGAUGCAUGUAUUUUUUUAAAUCAUAUUUUCUACCUAUAAGUUUAUUUAGAACAAUAAACUGAAAUUUGAUUCCGUACUGAAA
This is a messenger RNA of Macadamia integrifolia, 1361 nucleotides long. Its product is annotated as UDP-arabinopyranose mutase 1. Gene Ontology annotation, biological process: UDP-L-arabinose metabolic process; plant-type cell wall biogenesis. Bases 83 to 1144 code for a protein of 353 amino acids. NCBI's taxonomy places the organism in Eukaryota, Viridiplantae, Streptophyta, Magnoliopsida, Proteales, Proteaceae. Gene Ontology annotation, cellular component: Golgi apparatus; cytosol. The record is from RefSeq and is a predicted model, not a curated record. The transcript has 4 exons. Gene Ontology annotation, molecular function: UDP-arabinopyranose mutase activity.